This is a messenger RNA of Magallana angulata, 2801 nucleotides long. RefSeq names its product PGAP2-interacting protein-like. Gene Ontology annotation, biological process: GPI anchor biosynthetic process. The coding region runs from base 150 to 2228 and encodes 692 amino acids. NCBI's taxonomy places the organism in Eukaryota, Metazoa, Mollusca, Bivalvia, Ostreida, Ostreidae. The transcript has 16 exons. The record is from RefSeq and is a predicted model, not a curated record. Gene Ontology annotation, cellular component: endoplasmic reticulum.
AACAGCUUUUACUCGGAAUGAAAAAAAAAUAUAAAUGAUCGGUAAAAACUCACAAAUGUGUAUACAUUUUCCUUCUUUAAGCAUUUUAUUUGACAAAUAGGAAGAUAUAAGGUUGCAGAUAUCAACUUUUGAUAAAAUGGUAAAGAACCAUGGAGGAACGAAGCCAGUUAAUACCGCUGAGAGAUCUUAUCCGAGAAACUGUAAAUGGGUACGUAUUUUGGUCCCUGUUUCAAGGCUUGGGCCCAAUGAUAUGGUUUUAUCCAUUGAAUGAGCUCGACAUUUCUGGAUAUGAAGCAUUUGCUGCAACAUGGUUUAGUCCUAUUCUGUUUGCAAUUCCCGGUGUGAUGUCACUGGUUCAGAAUAGAUGGGUCCUAGGACUGCUUCGAUUGCUGAUGGUCGGGUCACUAGCUUCCUUUCAGGCUCCCACCACAUUAAGUAGACUGAUGAUCCUAGCCGGAGGAGCUGGAGUUUCUAUGUUAGUUCUGGCAGCCACUCUGUGGAGUCCUGAUGUUAAAAUUAGGUCAUCCACAUUCUGGGGCCUCUUUCUGGGUCUGUUAUCAUUGGUUACCAGCAGGGUGUGGUUUGUCUCCUUCAUGCCCACAUGGUGGAGUAACCAGACUAACUCGGCCAUCAUUACGCUUGCUGCUAUUGCCACGAUAGACCAAAUUCUCUCAGGUGCUGAUGUCAUAAACAGCAGAGACAAGGUGAAGCCAGACCAACCGUACUGGUUCCCGACAGCUGUUGGGCUGGGAAGUCUCAUCUACCUUACACACUGGUGCUUUGGGGAGGUUUCCUUGGUAACAAGAUGGGUUAUUACCGGCUUUCCUGACCAUGGACCCACACCAUAUUAUGGAGGGGUUGGAGUAUUCUUGUGUCUUAUUUGUGGAUUUUACAUGUCAGGAUGUCGUCAUGUAGCUCAGAGUAAAAUCUGGUGGUUGAUUGGUGCACUGUCUUUGGCUGGGCUCUACUAUUUACCCACGUAUCAGGGAUACACAGGAGGUCUUGUAUUAGCUGUAUACACCAUGUCUAUCUGGCCGGAAAUGGCCGACAGAGUCAGCAGAUGUCCUCCAGCAAGGUCACUGUUAGUUGCCAUAGUAACCUAUCUGGUGGAGAUCUUUUUCUUUGUGUGGACGGUAGCCUACAACUUUGUGCCGGGUGGAGUUUACACAAGGGAACACACUGACUUUCUGAUGGCUGCUGUCAUGUUAGGCAUUUUUGUUGGACUUUUUGUUGGUAAAUCGUUUGACCAGAGUUUCACCGCUCUACCUGUAAUAGAAAAGAAAAGGAUUUCGUUGUCCAAGGUCCACCUUUUAUUGGGUCUCAUCCUAUGCUCAGGCCUGGCAGGGUUUGCUACACGAUACAGACAGCAGGAGUUCUCUCCUCCUUCCCAGGCCGAGCCUGGUGAAUUUUCUGCCAUGAUUUGGACCUAUCACUUUGGUUAUGACAACAGAGGCUGGCCAAGUCUGGAGCGCUCGGCUAAACUCAUCAAUGAAACAGGAGCAGAUUUUGUGACCCUCUUGGAGAGUGAUGCCUCCAAACCAUUCCUUGGGAACAAUGACCUUGGGAUGUGGUUAGGAGAGAAGCUGGGGAUGUAUGUGGACUUUGGACCUGCCACCAAGACACACACAUGGGGGAACUUGAUUUUGUCCAAAUAUCCAAUAGUCAAGUCAACUCAUCAUCUACUUCCUUCACCACAUGGUGAGCUAGCUCCAGCCAUUACUGCGACAGUGGACGUGGGAGGCAGACAUGUUGACUUUGUGGUGACACACAUGGGGAAUGACCGCGACAUCCUAGACCGAAAACUACAGGCCAAAUUCCUGGCAAACGAACUAAAACAGAGCAAGAAUCCAGUGGUUUUCCUUGGCUAUGUGACCUCAGCACCUGGUAGUCGUGACUACCAUGAACUUCUGACAAAUGGCAAUGUCAAGGACAUUGAUGAAACAGACAGAGACAGAUGGUGUGAAUACAUCAUGUACAGGGGUCUCCAAAAGCUUGGCUAUGCUCGCAUUACACAUGGUGGCCUGAGUGACACGGAGGUCCAAAUAGCUAAGUUCCACAUUCCAGACAAUCCGGAUAACUACAAAGACAAUACCAGGCUAACCACAGACCCCUCCAAAGUGGACAGCCAUGUUCACUUCAAUAAAAGGUUUGGAUCCUUUCACCGUGGUCAUGGUUAUUUCUCUGACCACAAAUUCCAUAUGAGCACUCCCAAAUACUUCCUGCCAUAGUGUCAGCCAUAGCUUGCCAUUCCAGACUCCAUCUUUGUCAAUCAGCCACUGACAGAGCUAAAGAUAGCAUGUGCUUCUUUAAUGUGAUCAAAUUCUGAGAUCCUACUUAAAGAUUUCUGGCCAAAGUGGAUUAUAGCUUUUCAACUUCCAAAAUCUCUUUGCAUGUGUUUCUAUGCAAAAUAACCUUUUACUUUAUAAAUGAGAGUGAGAGAGGGAGAAAAAGAGAGGAAAGAAGGGAAGGGAGAGAGAUAGCUAAUGAUAUGAUACUCAAGAGUCAAUUGCUUCAAUUUUGUCCAUGGGAAUAGGUGUUUUGUAACAUACAUACAUGUAUACAUGAAACUUCAGUGAAGUGAGGAAGAAUGUCAUCACUACCAAAUCACUAUUUAAUCUUGAGAUAUUGUUUUCAUUUUUAUGCUGAAAGUACAGAUGGAUGAGUGAUUUUAAAAUGACAAUUCAUUCCAUGAUAUGCGUUUUGUUUCAGAUAUUUUGUAAGCUGUUAUGUCUUUUGUUUCUUUUUAUAUUUUCAUGCAAAAGAAAAAAAAGGAUGAAAAAAAAAAUUAAUAUGUUUAUAAG